Capsicum annuum is the source of this 2059-nucleotide messenger RNA. Its product is annotated as phosphoglycerate mutase-like protein AT74. NCBI's taxonomy places the organism in Eukaryota, Viridiplantae, Streptophyta, Magnoliopsida, Solanales, Solanaceae. Bases 491 to 1420 code for a protein of 309 amino acids. Gene Ontology annotation, molecular function: phosphatase activity. The transcript is spliced from 4 exons. The record is from RefSeq and is a predicted model, not a curated record.
UGUAGCAAAUUUGCAUAGUACUUUUGUUUACUCUAUAGUCUUUUAAGUAGUGUAACUAAUUUAGAUUUAUAUCGUAUAUGCUCACUAAAUGAAAUUAAAAUAGCUCUUUACCUUUAUCCUUAAUUUCUCAAUUUUCUGAACUCCAUCAGAGACCUCAAGUUAAGAACGGAAGAAUCUCAUCAAUCUCAUCUUAUUAUAAUCCUUCGUGAUCCGGUUAAUUCAAAUUCACAUUGCGUAGCUCACAAAAAGGAGAAAUAGCUCCUGCCCCCUAGUUUCUCAGUUCGCCAAACUUCAACUCGAAGCCUCUUGUACAAAAGAGUCUCAUACAUCUUUAGUGUCCGGACUCAGUUUCUGCACACCUCAACUAAUUUCACUAAAUACCCGUCACUUCCCAGCGACAACAGCUACUAAGGAAGAGUCUCACUGCAUCUCAUCCCACUACAAUUGGUCACGAGGUUACAUAGCUAAACAACAAUUUUGUUUAAUCAAGAUGAGUAACCUUUUCUCCAAGAUUUAUCCUCCCUCAUUUAGAGUAAAUCAUCAAAAGCUUCACCAAAAUUCUAGUACAAUAAGCUGUUGCUCCAAUAAUGAUGAACAGUACUAUUCUAGUACACAACACAAUGGUUGGGUACUCAACACUUUCCCAGAAAAGAACCUAGUACCACAUCAACAUGGGAUAGUGAAACCACCUAGGCCAAAAAGAAUAAUCCUUGUUAGACAUGGAGAAAGUGAAGGGAAUGUUGAUGAAAGUGUUUAUACAAGAGUUGCUGAUCCUAAAGUUGGAUUAACAGAAAAAGGGGUGAUUGAAGCAGAAGAAUGUGGAAGAAAAAUGAGGGAAAUGAUUGAGAAAAAUGAUGAUGAUGAUGAUUGGAAAGUGUAUUUCUAUGUUUCACCUUAUAAAAGGGGAAUUGAAACAUUGAGAAAUUUGGCUAAGUCUUUUGAACGUUCAAGAAUUGCUGGUGUUAGGGAAGAACCUCGUUUGAGAGAACAAGAUUUUGGAAAUUUUCAGGACAGGGAACAAAUGAAGAUAGAGAAGGCUGUCCGAGCUCGUUAUGGUCGUUUCUUUUAUAGGUUUCCUAAUGGAGAAUCAGCAGCAGAUGUUUAUGACAGAAUCACAGGGUUCAGGGAAACACUUAGAAGUGAUAUUGACAUAGGAAGAUUUCAACCACCUGGUCAGCAGAGUCCAAAUAUGAACCUGGUUAUAGUUUCACAUGGACUUACUCUAAGGGUGUUCUUGAUGAGAUGGUAUAAAUGGACAGUGGAGCAAUUUGAAGGACUACAUAAUAUGACUAAUGGGGGUAUGAUUGUUAUGGAAAGAGGCUAUGGUGGAAGACCAGCACAGAUACUGGGUACCUCUACCCACCGAGACUUGGAAGAAUGGGAAGAAUCACCUAGCGGUUUUGUUUCUGUGGAUAUUUGAACCUAAUGCCUCAUAGUUCUCAACUCACUUUACUGAUCACUAGGUAACACCCUUGAGUGCUUCUGGACAAUGUUGUUGCCUCGACACUUAGGGAACAAUGUGAAGCGACAGGUUAUCGCUUCAUUGUUGAAAGUCGUGCGCUUUAAGAAAUGCUAGACGUGAAAAAUUUGCAGGUACUGCUUGUCAAUGCACCAUACAAAGGAGGAGUUGCAGAAAUUUGGGAUGACUGAUGAAAUGCUAACUGACCAAGAAUGGUAACUUUUUGUGCUUUAAAUCACUUGGGGUUCUUGCUUAUCUAUUUUUGAUUGAUUUUUUCUAUGAAGGCAAAAGAUAGCCAAGCCAGGUGAACUAAACUAUGAUUGCUUGAUUACUGGACCAUCCUACUUUACUCACUUUGAUGAUGAUGAUGAAUACAAGAAUUUUGAGAUGUAAGAUCAUUAAGACCAUACUUGGUGAAAAUGUGUCAACUUCUAAGAAAGGAGUUUGAUUCAUAUACACUUACAGUACAAAAGAAUUUCACACCUUUUGCAACUUGCCAUUGGUCAUUUUUGCCAUGUUUAGAACAGGCUAAUGAUCUGUGUUUCCUGUAUAAAGUUGCAUGUAAUUAAUUGACUUUUGAUAAUUUAACGAUUUUAUGUA